Molecule: messenger RNA, 1144 nt
Organism: Amoebophrya sp. A25
Lineage: Eukaryota; Dinophyceae; Syndiniales; Amoebophryaceae
Source: the annotation of a GenBank genome assembly
UGAAUCACGACUAGAGAAGUUUGACCGAGCAGUUCGUCGUAUGAGAUCGUGUCCUACUCUGACUGAUGUGACGUCGUAUGAGGUCUUAUGUAGUAGUACUUCUUCUUAUAAUUCCAACAUUUUUCUAGUAAAAAAAAUAAAUCGGGUCGGUACGGACCCAGGCAGCUUUGAUGAGUUGCUACCUGGUUCGAAUGAAUGAAUGAAAUAGAUGAAUAAAAAUAUUAGAUCGAAAAGAUGGUGCUCGUCGGUCCCUCUCGUCCUUUGCUGAAAUCCACUUGGGGUGUGCGGCCGACCGGCUGUUGGGGUGCUACGAAGCUUUAAGGCUCACAACAGUUCAUCUGAAGAAGCAUAAUGCUCCUAAUAUGUUCAUCUGAAGGAGCAAGCAUCUUCUUUGGUAGUCCCCUUUUCUUUUAAAGGAAAGAAAGCACGUGAAAGAUGCUGCGCUUAAAGAUGAAUAUAUGUGAGGUCUAAAAGAUGCGGCCUUAUGGUGGCCAUGUGAGUGAUCCCUACAAGGCUGUAUCUCCAUUAAAGCCUGCAAUGAUCGGAAAGACAGUUACUCAGUGGCUUACACGCGAGUCAACAGGCGGCCUAGAUUUAUGGUACCUGCUCGCAUGAUUUUCUUGGUACUUUUUUGUGCCCUUGCUGUAUUAUUGAUUCCCAUGAAGUGAGACAAGGGUAACAAAGGGGUCGAGAUGAAUAAACGCGGACUCUAAUAGAUCCUGGCGCAAAGAAGGGGACGGCGGCUGAGAGGCUAGCAAACUUCCAAUGGUAUGCUUUUCCUGCAGCACUGAGGGACCGAAACAUCGAGGAAAUCUAUAAUAGAGCUUAUGCGUUGCGAGAUAAACAAUGUAUGAGAGCUUUUGCUCUAAUAUUGAAGAUUCCAUGAUGAGGAUUCGUGGAAGAAUGUGCAUACUGUAUAUGAUGUGCAGAACACUAGGUGAUGAUGUGAACGAGGACUUAAGUCUCGAAAUGGCGCGAUUCACAAUUAGUGGUGGCUACAGCUAGCUGCUGUUCUUUAAUGUGUGAGAUGAAUGUUCUCAAAGUGUGACGCGACGUGUGCUGGGUAUAUCAACAUCAUGUCUGUGAUUACUCAAUCGACAUUCGAGACGCAGUACCAUUCAGAUAAGCACCAGUGCAGAAAAAA